AUGGCCAAUGGGUGGACAGAUAGACAAGCCAGAGUGGACGACACUUUUGUCAUAUGGCCCCACGGUCAAGACCAACUUCAGGAAUUCCUCACAUACCUCAACAAACAACACCCCACCAUCAAGUUCACCAUGGAACAAGAGCAAGACGGCCAACUCGCCUUUCUCGAUGUCAACCUGUCAAGAAACAAGGACGGUACUCUCAACCAUCGAGUCUACCGCAAACCUACGCACACCGACCGGUACCUGCAUCAGCGAUCCUUUCAUCAUCCAGCCAUCAAGACCUCCGUCAACUGCACCCUUGUUCGCAGAGCCCAUGAGAUCUGCGACCAGGGCAACCUCAACCAAGAACUCAAGCACACCAAGACGGCUCUCCAACUCAAUGGAUACAAACACGUCAACCUCUCCAAACCUACCAACAGGACGAUAGGGUCUACUAUACCUGAAGUCCCCCCACCACCCCCGGCGUUAGGGUCUCCUAUACCCGAAGNCACCCAAGACCAUCACCACCACCACACGGGCAGUAGGGUCCUCUAUACCUGA
Molecule: messenger RNA, 540 nt
Organism: Acanthaster planci (crown-of-thorns starfish)
Lineage: Eukaryota; Metazoa; Echinodermata; Asteroidea; Valvatida; Acanthasteridae
Source: RefSeq, a predicted model, not a curated record